Messenger RNA from Sycon ciliatum, 3480 nucleotides. RefSeq lists its product as uncharacterized. The transcript has 18 exons. NCBI's taxonomy places the organism in Eukaryota, Metazoa, Porifera, Calcarea, Leucosolenida, Sycettidae. The coding region runs from base 274 to 2580 and encodes 768 amino acids. The record is from RefSeq and is a predicted model, not a curated record.
CAUGUGUGUCAGUGUCAGUGAUUUGUAAUCAUUUUUCCCCAUUCAUUGCGCUCAGCGGCAUGAGAUGAUCGACUCGUGUCGUGGAUCACGGUGGACUGGAGGAACGAACAGAACGAUACUGUCUAAAUGUGGUGAAAAGGAGAGCUACUACACUACUGAAGUAGAGAGAAACCAGAAUCCCAACUGGCCUAAUAAGCGCUACCGAUAGAUUUACGGGCUGCCUUCCUUGGCAUUCCUUGCUGGGAGCGCUGGAGACGCUAACAGCUAGGAAAGAUGCUGUCCGAGGUAUGGGAGUUCGUCAGCGAGACAUUUUACUACAUCUACUCUGCUGCAGUGUUCGGAAUAUUCUCCGUGCUCCUGGCUACGCUUGGCUUAUUCGCUCUCUACAAACUAGUCGGUUUCCAGAGUGUCGGAGCGGCGGGUGUCACCCUUGUCAAAGACUUCUAUACGACGGUGAAUGAGAAGCGAAGGAGGCUUCGGAUUUUCUCCAAGCCCGGUGGUGCAACGUACGCAGAGUGCUGGGACAAGGUGAACUUACAGCCUCUCCUGCUUAUAGAAUGGCUGCACGCGAACUGCCCAGACCACUGGCACACGUGGGUGGCCAAAGCUGUCAGGAAGGAGCUAAAUGAACUUCUGAUCAAGCAAUCAGCGGAGAAAAAGGUUGCGUGGAAGAUCAGUCUGGACGGAAUGAGUAGUGGCUCAUGCAUGCCCGCUGUCAACGAUACACAGCUUCGCUACGAAGGAAACUCCCGAGAUACACUGGUGAUCACUGCUGAGCUCAACCUGUGGAGUUUGGAUGGUGUUGCACCACUGGUGUUUCUCUGCACAUGUAUGGGUCAGUACAAGGGUAGUGUCAGCCAAGUCCAGGCCGGUGUCACCGUGCGCAAGCUGCAAAUGAAGGUCCAGCUGAGAAUAUCGCCCUACAAGCCCCUGGAUAGUAAGGCAGGCAGCGUUCCAAGGUUUUCGUAUGAACUGACAACUGUGAAGCUGCACGCGCUCAGCACCACACCGCAACUCCUUAGUGGAGCCCUGCUGCACAAGAAUGAGGAAGUAAAGCUGAAGGCGUUCCUCACGUCCGCCUUCGAAAAGGUGCUUGAGCUGUGUAAUGUCAAGCUGGUGCCGCCACAGCCAGAAUCGUCUAGGUAUUCAAACCAAUUGUUGGAAGAGCAGCUGGCUAGCCUGUCCAAGGUGCGGCCGCUCUCUCGCUCACAAACAUCCCUGAACCAGCAACCGAUUGGCGGUGGGAUGUCUCUAGACCUCCUUCCCAAGCAACUAGUCGUGGAAGUGGUUGAAGGACAUCGUCUCUGUCGGAAAGGAAAAGACUACAGCGAUUCAUUCUGUACAUUAGAAGUUGAUUCACCGGAUCAAAAGCCUCAGAACACCACCAUCGUCCGUAAGGCCACCUCGCCAGAGUGGAAUGAAGCAUUUGUCUUUGAUCUGGGUGACGAGAGUACGUGUCUGACGGUAUCUGUUCAUCAUCAUGAUGUCAUCCGGAAGAAUGAGUUUCUAGGUCGCGCAAAGCUGAUGUUGAACAAUGUUACGGAUGAGAAGGGCCUCACGAAGACACUGUUCUUGGAAGGGAGGAGUGUGGAAGGUGAUAUUGACCCGCAGACCGGCAGCGUAACAAUACGAGUUCAGCGCAAGAGCAUACCACGGUUGAGCAGGAUCAAACGCUUCAAAUCAACGCCGUCGGUGGCUGUAUCGUCACAAAGCCUUCGCGAGUUCAAGCGCUCCUCCGGCACCAAGCCGCUGGAUCUGAAUCAGAGCGCUCCUGCAGUAUCGUUAUCAAAUGCCAGUACUCCCGGAUCGCCGGAAAACAACGAAUCUCCCAGGGGAAGACUGCUUGGGCGCAUGCUUGCAGCGGAGUUUGCCAACCGAACCCGCUCCGAGUCACCCGCGAUCAACGUCGAGUCGCCUUCUGACGGUACCGAAGACGAGCAUGUGACUGUCACACGCGCUUCCGAAGGUUCCGCGGUGUCGCGACAGGCCAAGCACUCGGUGACGUACGAGAUGGACGGCGUGGAAAGCGUGGAAGGCGGUGGUGGUGAUGACGACCAGACCGACUAUUCAGCGCCGGCAAGCAAUGGCAUAGCCCGGCAUGGCCAACACUCACCCAGACAUCACCACCGACCAAGACCACUCUCCGCUGACAUGGCCAUGUCCACUGGUGAUUUGCUCGGCUUCUCAGACGGCAGCACAGCAGAUCGUAUGAGCAGUGCAUCCGGCAUGUCUGGUGUUCCCCAUGACUUCUCAACAUUGGUGAUCGAGACAGACGACGAUCCUCCCAGACACUUUCUCAUUCCUUCGGGUGCUAGCAAGCGUACCCUACCCGUCAAAGGCCAGAAGCUUCACAUCUACAACAAUCACGUCUUUGUUGCAACUCGCUUCAGUGCUCGCCAGGAGGCUAGUCGACGCUGUGCAGCCUGUGCCAAAGAAAUCACUGGCUUUGGCAAGCAAGGAUAUCGGUGUCGAGACUGUGGCCUGGCAUGUCAUAAGAAGUGUCACUGUUUCGUGGAUAGUGCGUGCCCAAGAAGCUCAGUUAGCUCCAUGAAACUAAUCUACUGGGAGAUGCCUCUGUGAGCUGCAGUGGCCACAGUGCUGGUCACAGUCACGGUGGACCUUCUUCUGUCUGACGAACUAUUACUUACGAACUAUUACUUGUCGCUUGAUUGCUCCCGAGAUGCUGAUGUGCUGUGGUGGUGGUUGCUGGCAACCGGUUAAAAUCCCAUCUGCGGUCAAGCAGAGGCAACUGGCACAACCUAGCCCCUGCACUGAAGACAUUCAGCUAAUAGGAAUCCUUGCAUAGUAGGUACACGGUGGACCUAAUUUCGGCACUGGUUAUCAGAAGUCAAGAUCUUUAUGGGCCUAUGGGCCAACUGGAAUUGUGCAGCGGAUUGAUUCAGACUGCUCUCCUGAAUGCAUCCCACCAGGUUCAUCUGGUUGUGCCACUAAGUGCUGUUCCAUUGUGGACAGUCAUGGUUCACUUGACAUGUGUUAAGCCUGCGAUCGUACCCUACCGACGACUAGAGAGUGUAUUCUGGACUAUUCUAUGCACUGCCUAGGUCACCCUAAUCCGGCUCUACCCUAGGUCACCCUAAUCUCUACCCUAGGUCACCCUAAUCCAGAUCUAGCCUAGGUCACCCUAAUCCGGCUCUACCCUAGGUCACCGUAAUCCGGCUCUACCCUAGGUCACACCCUAAUCCAGAUCUACCCUAGUCUGCUUGCUUUUCUGUACGUGCUUCAAUGCUGCUAUGUUUCUUACCAGAUUUGACGCUAGCUGGUCUUUGGGCCUAAAUGCAUAUGCUGUGUACAUCGAGCGCUGCUAGAUAGCUAGAUAUUGAUAUUGAUCUUCAGGCUUUUGCUAAUUGUCCGACUUUUAUUACCUACCCCAAUGGAACGCACGAUUUAAUCAUCUGAAAUUCUAGGCAUAUUUACGAUGUUCACCGGCACGAUUCAAACUGAUCUAGUUUACGGAGUGGA